Molecule: messenger RNA, 1377 nt
Organism: Emiliania huxleyi CCMP1516
Lineage: Eukaryota; Haptophyta; Isochrysidales; Noelaerhabdaceae
Exons: 1
Coding region: 1-1377 (458 amino acids)
Source: RefSeq, a predicted model, not a curated record
AUGUCAAAGAUCUUCCGCUCUUCAUCAUUUCAGCGCGUUGCGAAGGUGUUCAAGCGGCGGGGCAAGAAGGACGAGACAAACGCCGCCGACGCCGAGCCCGAUGCUGUAUUUCGGACCGACUCUGAAAUCGUGCGCGAGGCAGCUCACGUCUCGGCGGCAAAGUCGAGGAGGUUGAGUGGUGAGGGAUCAAAGCUGCGAUCCUCAACUCACAGCGUCCCAAUGACGCGGACGGAGCAGCUGCGCCGGUCAAAGGAGGAACCUGCGCCUCCCGCGCCGUCCGCGCCCGCUGAGACAGCAGAGGCAGAGCCGCCAGCCGUGGAGGCAAUAGAAGCAGAGCCAGCUAGUGGCUGGGCGGACGAUUACCACCCAUCCUCUCGUCAGUCUUCAAUGGAGGCCACUGCGGACGCAGCGGCGCUGCCGUCCGUGGCGGAGGCGAAUGCAGAGGUGCAGCCGCCGACCGAGGCGGCAGCGGCAGUGGAUGCCUCAGACGAACACGCGGAGGAGGAGCUUGUGGCGCUGGCAGAGCCCCAGCCGGGCACGCCCGAGGAGGCAGAGGAGACGGCGCUGGAGCCGACACCGGGGCCUGGGCUAGAGCCAAUGCCGGAAGCGGAGUUGACGUUGGAGAAUGAGCCCGCCACGGCGCCAGAGCAGCCUGCGCCAGCUCUGGAGCCCGAGGCUCCGGAGCUGGAGUUGGAGGCGGCGGCUGCACCGCGCGUGGCGCCGCCGACGCCGGCCCAGUCUGCAGAGUUUGUUGAGGUCGCAGAUCCGGAGCACGCACCGGGCGACGAUGACGCAGCUGGCGGCGACGACGCCGGCGGCAAGGCUGCAGGGGCCGCCACGAGUGCGGCGGACGAUGAGGGGGACCCACCCGUCGACCCAGCACACGCAGAGUACCUUCGCAUGGCGGCGGCCGAGGCGGCGGCCGAGCCAAGUCUCUUCGAUCUGAUGCAGCGCUUCCAACGCUCGGUCUCCAACGUGCUGCUCUCGCCGCGGGUCGUGCGUUGCCUCGGGGUGGAGGCGCCGCCGUCGCCAGCGAAGUCACCCUCAAAAUCGCCCGUGAAGGCCGCACAGCAGGCGGUGGCGCCCUCCACGGAGCCCGAGGUCUCACUCGUGCCGGCUGCUGCUGCAAGCGAGCUUGCGGCAGUCGAGACGCCCUCGCCCCCCCCGACACGCCGCUCGUCCAUUUUCUCCCAAGCCUCGGAGGACGCGCUGACAGGCCGGCAAAAGGCGUUGUACAAAGACUUGUCGGACCUCAAGGCGGAGGCGCGCGAGUACGCGGAGGUUGCCUGGCAGCGCGCAAGCCGCGCAUCGCGUGCAAGCCACGCCCGUGCCGAUUCGUGGCUCAACCAAGAGUCCAGCGAAUCCGUCCUUGGCUGA